Molecule: messenger RNA, 4316 nt
Organism: Mustela erminea (ermine)
Lineage: Eukaryota; Metazoa; Chordata; Mammalia; Carnivora; Mustelidae
Gene: A3GALT2
Product: alpha 1,3-galactosyltransferase 2
Exons: 6
Coding region: 2383-3405 (340 amino acids)
Biological process (GO): carbohydrate metabolic process
Cellular component (GO): Golgi apparatus; membrane; vesicle
Molecular function (GO): hexosyltransferase activity
Source: RefSeq, a predicted model, not a curated record
GACCGCGUGCCCUCCAUAAUUUGCAGGGACCAGGUCAUCUGAGGGUGCCCUCAACCCCAUCGAGAAACGCAGACACAGCCUCAUUUUCACAAGUGGCCCUUGGAAUGGUAGCCUCUAGAGCCCCUCAGCUCUGAGCCCCUGUGCCCCACCCACUUCCCGCAGGGGAGCCGUAAUGCUGCUGGGCCGGGGAUGUCUGCAGCAGAGAAGGCAGAGCCCAGACUCUUCUAUCGGCAAGUACACCCCCUCGGUUGUUGCUGUCGGCAGUCCCGGUCUGGGAUGAGCACCCUGGGGAUGGCUCUGGUUCACUCUGCACUUGCUGAGCACUUUUUGGAUGCUGGGAUAGCUCAUUGUUGGAGUCACUGUCCUCACUGAGGUGACGCUAAGCCUUGAAUAAAGAAGAAGGGGCACUGCAGACGUAGGCAGCCACGCCAAGGCAGAGGUGGGCAGGGGGGACGGUUGCAGAUGUGGGACGAGAAAUUGGGUGGGGUGGCCCAGAUGGGUACGGCCAACAGUGGCUUGUGUCACCCUGUGCCACUGUGAACUGGGCCACAUGGUGAGCAAAGCAGCCUCUGCCCUGCGUGAAAGCCCUUUACACUCCUGUUCAUACCCCUGGGGAGGGGAAGAGAGAGGCAACCUGGCCUCCUGCGCCUUCCCUUCUCUGGGUUUUUCCUUAAGGCUGUGGUUCUGCCAGCUUAAAAUGUGGGUUUGAGGCCCCACUGAAUCAGUCUCCAAGGGCGGGGCCCAGGAAGAUUAGGCACAAUCACUUUUAGGAUUUGAUAACACCUCGAGGAAAGCCAGUUAAAUUGUAACUAGUACCUGGAGGAGGAGGAGGAGAAAAACCUGCGGGUGAUUGUAAUGACCCAGAGGGCAGAGCCGGGACUGGAGGGGUUUCUGGGCCAGGGCCCCAGGGGCCAAGCCCCAGGGAAAGUGGGAGGGUGCGGGGUACUGCUGGGCAGGCGCCCUGAGGUCCCCGCGGGUGAGGGCAAGUCUCUGCACCCUGGAACCCCCUUUUCUCUUCUGGGGAAAGUCAAAGCCAGGCCUCUCCUGAGUUUGUUCGAACACCUGUGUGAGGGACGAGGGCACCAUCCAAAAAGAGGCUGUGGUGCCGUCGAGGGGACUGACACAGGCAAACACCGGUGCCAUUCCUUCUCUGCGUGUGAAGGGCGAUGCUCUAAAUCCAGGCAGAUCUCCCCACUUGCGAAAGCUCAUUGUUAGGCCACUUUACUUUUACAAAAGACCUACACGAGUCCCUAUUUUCAUGGACCAAAACAAAUCCCAAGGUUUUUGCUGUUCUGGGGAAAAAAAAAGGCAAAAAGUGAAAAUAGCUAGUUCAGCGUCUGUUCGGCAGCGAGCCGCAGAUGGAAGCCUACGCUCCUUCCCCGGGGCGCUCGGCAUCCCAGCCCCCAGGACUCUGCCUCCCCUUGUUCCUGUGUCUGUUAGCAGGGUGUGUCCUAACAUAGCAGAAAAGCCCAGGACGGGUUACCUUCUGGGUCUGGGAACCCUGAAAGCACUCUCUUAAUGAUGAAAUUAAACCGUCGUCACUUUACGUCCUUUCUGCUUAUGGAAGUUUCCAGAAAGAACACUUCUUUCAGAGGGCAGGAAAACCUGCAUUUACUCCUGUUGCUUACACUUUGCAUAGAAUUGUGCAGACCUUUUUUGGUCACGGGCCACAGUUUAGAAAAAAACGUUUCCCACUCUCAUACACGCACUUGAGUAUAGGUAUUCGAAGCAACAACUUCACAAAACAAUACCUACCCUUAUGUACAUUCUGAUAUUUUCCUUUCAAUUCCCUUCCUGUUCAUACCUUUUAAAUCUUGGUCAUGAUCCAUGAUCUGCAAAACUGAUUUCUGAGGGCUCAUAAUCUGCACUUUUUAAAAAAAUCCUGCCCAGUGUAAACCUUACAGAACGGUUUCAUAUCCUCUAUCUUGCACGGCUCUUAUCCUGUCCUGGGCGACUGGCAUAUGCACCCCAUUUUAUGGUGAGUUCUCCAAGGUCAUACUCAGGCGACCAGUGCCCUUGAGAUCUGGCUGAAGCUCCGUGCAGAACAGGAUUUUCCCUGGAUGGCAAAUACCAGAGCCCGACCCACAGACCUUUCCCAGGGCUCCAAGACACUGACCCGCCACAACAGGGACCCUCGGGCAGGUGAUUGGUGCCAAAGGGGCUCCAGGCCCCCACCCCAUCCUGGGGCCAGCUUCCUCCAGCAGGCACCGCCCCCCCCAGGGAGUCCCUCUCCAGGCAGUUCUCUCUGCCCGCUCCUGUGGGUGUGGUUUCUGACAGCUGGCUUGGAGCUGCUUUGUCCCAGUCACCAGGAACUGGUCAUUUCUACCCUGGCUCCGAGCUGGAGGGUUCUUCUUGGCCAGCUGUCUUCCCAGCUUCUCGAACAUGGCUCUCAGGGAGAGACUCAGGACCUGGAAGAGAAUCUUCUGUUGGCUGAUCCUCCUUGCGCUGGGCCUCCUAGGGCUGCUCCAGUAUGGGCUCCCCAUAGUCAGGCAUCUGGAAGCCCUCAUCCCCAUGGGCGUCUGCCCUUCUGCCAGAAUGGCCCUGCUGAGAGACAACUUCACGGGUCUCCUGAAUCCCUGGGCCCGGCCUGAUGUUCUGACCUGUACCUCCUGGGGGGCCCCCAUUAUUUGGGAUGGCACUUUCGACCCAGCUGCAGCCCAGCAAAAGGCUCUACAGCAGAACCUCACCAUUGGUCUGACUGUCUUUGCUGUAGGCAGGUACCUGGAGAAGUACCUGGCGCGCUUCCUGGAGACAGCUGAGCGGCACUUCAUGCUGGGCCAGCGCGUGGUGUACUACGUGUUCACCGAGCGCCCGGCCGCUGUGCCCCGCGUGGCUCUGGCGCCUGGCCGCCGGCUGCGCGUGGAGCGCGUGGCCCGCGAGCGGCGCUGGCAGGACGUGUCCAUGCAGCGUAUGCACACGCUGCACGAAGCGCUGGGCGGGCGGCUGGGCCGCGAGGCGCACUUCGUGCUCUGCAUGGACGUGGACCAGCACUUCCGCGGCGCCUUCGGGCCCGAAGUGCUGGCCGAGUCGGUGGCGCAGCUGCACGCCUGGCACUACCACUGGCCGCGGCGGCUGCUGCCCUACGAGCGCGACGCGCGCUCCGCCGCCGCGCUGGCGCCAGGCGACGGCGACUUCUACUACCACGCGGCGGUGUUCGGGGGCAGCGUGGCGGCGCUGCGCGGCCUGACGGCGCACUGCGCGCGGGGCCUGCAGCGGGACCGCGAGCGCGGCCUGGAGGCGCGCUGGCACGACGAGAGCCACCUCAACAAGUUCUUCUGGCUGCACAAGCCCGCCAAGGUGCUGUCGCCCGAGUUCUGCUGGAGCCCCGAGAUCGGCCGCCGGGCCGAGAUCCGCCGGCCGCGCCUACUCUGGGCGCCCAAGGAGUACGCCGCGCUGCGCGACUAGGCCCCGGCCCCGCCGGGCCAGGAUGGGAGCCCUUGGAAGCCGUGCGGGCGCCCCGCAGGGCGGCGAGAGCUUGGACGCAAACAGCCCUGACCGCUUCGGCCAGGGGAUCGUGGCGGUGGGAGGAGGACCGUGGCCUUUGGGGAGUUUCUCGCUGGGAGGGAAAGAUCCCCUUUCCCCCACUUUCUACAGGGACCGACGACGCCAGCGGCAGCGAAGCACGACGACGGGGCAGUAGCGCCUUGGCCAGGCUGCCUCUACACCUUUCCCCUCUGAGCUUACUAGAUUCGGCUGAUGCCUCCAGGAGAGCUCUUUUAGCCCGUCACCCACCGCCAUCCCCAACCCCCUUUUUGAUAAGGAGACUGAGACACGAAAAGGGAACAUAGCUGCCUGAGGACACAGAGAAUCUGUGAGUCAGUCUGGGCAGCAGCUGCACAGCCAGCCUUGGCUCUAGCUCUGAAAAGACAAUAGCUUCUGGGCCAAAAGGAGAAAGCUUCCGCUGUAGGAGAAACGUGGUGGCAUCUGAGUUCUUGGCUUUGCCCUUCCACCUCCCCUGCCCUCAAACACAGUUUGUACAUAUUUAAGUAAUAUUGUAAUAAAAUUAUUCCAAGUGUCUUUAUGGCGCUCUCUCCUGGGCACUGUCCACAAAUAGGGCAUUUCCUUGAUGCAGGGCCAAUAGGGCUGUCUGAUGGAUAAGUUUCCUUACCCAGGACCACUAUCCAGAGUCUUCAUCCUCAGUGGGGGAGAAACACAGGCUCUGAACAGGAGGUGAAAUCAUUAGGCCCUCCAGAAACGGUGGUCACAGUGCCAAGGAGACAGGGAAGGCAGCAGCUGGGAAAACUAAGGCCCUGGGAGGGUGGGAUUUCACUCCAGGUCCCCGGAAUCCUUUACGUUGUGUUCUCAAAGACCUUGCA